Messenger RNA from Lachancea lanzarotensis, 915 nucleotides. Its product is annotated as LALA0S02e06040g1_1. Gene Ontology annotation, molecular function: L-ornithine transmembrane transporter activity. Bases 1 to 915 code for a protein of 304 amino acids. The record is from RefSeq and is a predicted model, not a curated record. Gene Ontology annotation, biological process: mitochondrial L-ornithine transmembrane transport. NCBI's taxonomy places the organism in Eukaryota, Fungi, Ascomycota, Saccharomycetes, Saccharomycetales, Saccharomycetaceae. The transcript has a single exon.
AUGUCUGAGGAACUCACCCUGCCACAAGUUGUUGACGAUCUCGAGGCCGUUCAGGACCUAAAACAAGCUGCAAAGGACAUCUUUUGCGGUACUGUAGGAGGUAUCGCCCAGGUCCUGGUGGGCCAACCGUUUGACAUAAUUAAAGUCCGGCUACAAACAUCGUCUGUGCCGACUACGGCGAUGGACACGGUCAAAAACCUAGUCAAAAAUGAAGGAGUGAUGGCGUUUUAUAAAGGUACGGCCGUACCACUGGUUGGCGUGGGAGCCUGCGUCUCUUGUCAAUUUGGUGUCAACGAAUCCAUGAAAAGAUACUUCCAUUCUCGCACUGGAGCCGUGGAGGGUGCCCAUCUGUCACUGGGCCAAUACUACGUGUGUGGAUUUGCAAGCGGGGCGGCCAACGCAUUGCUCGCCACUCCAAUCGAGCAUGUCCGUAUCAGAAUGCAGAUCCAGAAAAGCUCCAAGGGCGAAGGUCUAUACCGUAGUUCAUUGGACUGUGCCAGACAACUAAUCAAGCAAGGUGCUUUGAUGCACGGUUUCACUGCCACAGCUUUGAGAACUUCUCACGGUUUUGGUGUGUAUUUCUCCACAUACGAAGCUCUGAUAGCCAACCAAGAAAAACACGGCGUAGCCCGUCAAGAUAUUCCUGCUUGGAAAGUUUGCAUUUAUGGAGCGUUUUCUGGUGCCUUUUUCUGGUCUUUGACGUAUCCGUUUGAUGUGGUCAAGUCCGUUAUGCAAGCGGACGAUUUUAGAAAUCCGCGCUAUGGUAAGAAUGUUUGGUCCGUAGCUAAAAAGGUUUAUCAGGAGCGCGGAAUCAAAGCAUUCGGAAAGGGAUUUGCUCCAACCAUACUUCGCUCUUUACCAGUUAACGGUGCCACUUUCGCCGCUUUCGAGAUCUCGAUGCGGUUGAUAAGCUAG